This is a messenger RNA of Fragaria vesca subsp. vesca, 3510 nucleotides long. RefSeq names its product protein phosphatase 2C and cyclic nucleotide-binding/kinase domain-containing protein-like. Gene Ontology annotation, biological process: protein phosphorylation. Lineage: Eukaryota; Viridiplantae; Streptophyta; Magnoliopsida; Rosales; Rosaceae. The record is from RefSeq and is a predicted model, not a curated record. The transcript has 15 exons. Gene Ontology annotation, molecular function: protein kinase activity; ATP binding; cation binding. The coding region runs from base 1 to 3243 and encodes 1080 amino acids.
AUGGGUUGCGUGUAUUCGAGGGUGUGUAUUGGAGCGGUGAGUAGUAGUACAAGUUCGAGAGAUGCAAGAAGGAAAGAGGAGGCCCGGAAUGCGGGGAGUAUUGAGAUCCCGGUUUUCUCACCCAACUCGGAAGAAGAAGACGGCGUGGGUUUGGAUCAGUUCAAUGGGAGUAACUACAGCAGAGAUGCUGAGAUGGGGAUUACUAGGCUGUCGAGGGUUUCGGCACAGUUUCUACCUCCAAAUGGGUGCAGAACGGUGAAGGUACCUUCUGGAGGGUACGAGUUGAGAUACUCUUAUUUGUCUCAAAGGGGGUUUUACCCUGAUGCUCUUGAUAAGGCUAAUCAGGACAGUUUUUGUAUUCACACUCCGUUUGGGACCAACCCGGAUGAUCAUUUUUUCGGGGUUUUCGAUGGGCAUGGAGAGUUUGGAGCUGAGUGUUCACAGUUUGUGAAGAGGAAGUUGUGUGAGAAUUUGCUUAGGAAUGGGAAGUUUCAGGUGGAUGCUGUGGAGGCUUGUCACUCGGCGUUUAUUGCGACGAAUACUCAGCUGCAUGAGGAUGAGAGUGUUGAUGAUAGCAUGAGUGGGACGACCGCGAUUACUGUGUUGGUUAGAGGUAGGAAGAUGUACAUUGCCAAUUCGGGGGAUUCCAGGGCGGUUAUAGCGGAGAGGAGAGGGGAGGAGCUUGUGGCUGUGGAUCUUUCGAUUGAUCAGACGCCGUUUAGAGUGGAUGAGCUUGAGAGGGUUAAGCUUUGCGGUGCGAGAGUGCUUACAUUGGAUCAGAUUGAAGGGCUGAAGAAUCCGGAUGUGCAGUGCUGGGGGACUGAGGAAGGUGAUGAUGGUGAUCCACCGAGGCUGUGGAUACCGAAUGGGAUGUAUCCUGGGACUGCUUUUACGAGGAGUAUUGGUGAUUCGAUUGCUGAGUCUAUUGGAGUUGUUGCCAACCCUGAGAUUGUGGUUUUGGAGCUUACUCAGAAUCAUCCUUUUUUCGUGCUUGCUAGUGAUGGAGUGUUUGAGUUUAUGUCUAGCCAAACCGUGGUUGAUAUGGUUGCAAAAUAUAAAGAUCCACGUGAUGCUUGUGCUGCAAUUGUUGCCGAAUCUUAUAAACUUUGGCUGCAGUAUGAGACCCGUACAGAUGAUAUUACAGUGAUCGUGGUGCAUGUAGAUGGGCUAACUGCUACUGCUGUGGGUCAAUCGGUACAGCCUUCUUUUUUACGGUCACCCGUUCCUCAAGUUGUAGAGAUUACAGGAUCAGAAUCUCCGUCAACCAUUGGCUGGAACUCAAGGAACCCUCGCAUAAGACAUGAUUUAUCAAAGGCACGUCUGCGUGUGAUUGAAAAUUCUCUAGAAAACGGACAAGUUUGGGUUCCUCCAUCUCCAGCCCACAGAAAAACCUGGGAGGAAGAAGCACAAAUUGAGCGAGCUUUACAUGAUCAUUUCCUCUUCAGGAAACUUACAGACUCUCAGUGUCAUGUUUUGUUGGAUUGCAUGCAAAGGGUUGAGGUCCAGCCUGGGGACAUUGUUGUUAGACAGGGUGGUGAAGGUGACUGCUUUUAUGUUGUUGGCAAUGGAGAAUUUGAGGUGUCGGCGAUCCAGGAAGAAAACAAUGGAGAGGUUCCGAGGGUUCUGCAACGAUAUACGGCUGACAAACUUUCAUCCUUUGGAGAACUUGCACUAAUGUAUAACAAACCACUCCAGGCAUCCGUUCGUGCUGUGACAACUGGAACUCUCUGGGCUUUGAAAAGAGAAGACUUCCGUGGAAUUCUAAUGUCAGAGUUUUCUAAUUUGUCAUAUUUGAAGUUGCUUCGAUCAGUGGAUCUUUUAUCCAGGUUGACAAUCUUACAGCUCAGCCAUAUUGCUGAUUCUCUCUCUGAGGUUUCAUUCUCAGAUGGGCAAACAAUUGUCAAUGAGAAUGAAGGCCUACUGGCAUUGUACAUAAUUCAGAAGGGAAAAGUGAGGAUUACAUUUGACGCAAAUUCAGUCAGUAAUCCAGUCGUCUGCAGUCUCAUGUCUGAUGAUCAAAAAGAUGAUCAUCAGAGUGGUAAAGAGAUUAUAGUGGAGAAGACAGAAGGAAGCUACUUUGGCGAAUGGACACUUCUUGGUGAACAUAUUGAUUUGUUUAGUGCAGUUGCUGUGGGGGAUGUUGUUUGCGCUGUUUUGACAAAGGAAAGAUUUGAUUCAGUCAUUGGCCCUUUAACAAAGCUUAAUCAGGAUGAUCAGCAAUCAAGAGAUCAAUCCUCGGAAACUUUAACGGAACCUGCUAAAAGUAUUGAUGUCUCUACUCUUACUAAAGUUCAGCUUGCUGAUUUGGAGUGGAGGAGGUGUCUGUAUUCCACCGACUGCAGUGAGAUUGGGCUUGUUCUUUUAAAAGAUCCAGAAAAUUUGCUUAGUUUGAAAAGGUUUUCAAGGCAGAAGGUCAGAAAGUUUGGAAAAGAAGCACAAGUACUAAAAGAGAAGGAUCUAAUCAAGAGCAUAAGCCCUUCAGCUUGUGUGCCACAGGUUCUGUCCACCUGUGUUGAUCAGACACAUGCUGCAAUACUGCUCAAUACAUGCAUUGCUUGUCCAUUGGCCUCAAUACUACGCACACCCCUUGAUGAAACAUCUGCCCAAUUUUGUACAGCCUCUCUAAUUAUUGCUUUGGAGGAUCUCCACAAGAAUGACGUUCUCUACAGAGGCUUGUCUCCUGAUGCUUUAAUGUUGGACCACACAGGACAUUUACAGCUUGUAGACUUCAGAUUCGGGAAAAAGUUAUCAGGCCAAAGAACAUAUACAAUUUGUGGAACGGCAGACUUUUUAGCUCCAGAGGUAGUUCAGGGAAUAGGCCAUGGUUUCCCAGCUGACUGGUGGGCAUUGGGAGUCUUGAUAUAUUUCAUGCUACAAGGUGAGUUGCCUUUUGGGUCAUGGAGAGUAAGUGAGCUUGAUACAUUUACAAAGAUUGCGAAGGGACAGCUUAAUCUUCCUCAAACUUUUAGCCCCGAAGUUGUUGAUCUCAUCACCAAGUUACUCGUGGUCGAUGAAAACACCAGACUUGGAAGCCAAGGUUCUGAUUCUGUUAAAAGUCAUCCCUGGUUUAAUGGUAUCGAUUGGAAAGGGAUUAAGGACUGUAGUUUUCCUGUUCCUCCGGAGAUCACCUCUCGCAUAACUCAACAUCUGGAAAGUCACUCAGAUGAGUAUAGUGUUCCCCAAGGUUCUCUGUCAGACGAUGAAGACGAACUUGACAUUCCAGAAUGGUUUGAUGACUGGUAGAAGGAUGAAAAAGUACAGGUUUUCACCGUAGUAAACUAUUUUGAGAUGGGGCUUCUCUUUUGUGCUGUGAGAUUGACUGAACAGCGGUCCCAUUAUACUUGACUUGAAUUACAAUCACAGGCUCUGCUGCUAAUUAGCCAUUGUUGAGGUCAGUUGUUAGAUUUCGUUUCUUUAUCUUUUUGUUUCUCGGAUGCAAAGUCCCCCUUCUGUAAAUGCAUAUAUGUGUAAAUAAAUGAAGAUCCUUAAAUGCAAGUAUAUCGUUUAUCA